Messenger RNA from Suillus discolor, 1090 nucleotides. RefSeq names its product P-loop containing nucleoside triphosphate hydrolase protein. The record is from RefSeq and is a predicted model, not a curated record. NCBI's taxonomy places the organism in Eukaryota, Fungi, Basidiomycota, Agaricomycetes, Boletales, Suillaceae. The transcript has 5 exons. Bases 195 to 986 code for a protein of 263 amino acids. Gene Ontology annotation, molecular function: GTP binding.
UAUUUCGAUGCUCGCCACGUUUUGAUGUCGAAGUCCUCAUGUAUUCUUACAUCGGAUACUCCCGCAGUGCAGCCCUCAUAGCCGUGGUACAGGGUGCAACACGUUGGUUCUGGCCGAAAGCGCUCGCCACGGAGCCAAUUACUUAAACGCCCAGUAGCCGUUAUCCAUCUCUUUACGAUCGCACGCGAAAGAAUAUGUCUGAUAGCCACGACUCCACAGACACGACAGGGAAUAAACAUUCACAGCAGGGACAUCAAGGUCGGCCGCGUAACGUGGUACUCUAUGGGGAGAGUGGGGUAGGCAAAAGCUCGCUCAUAAACCUUAUCAUGGGUUGUGACGCAGCGAAAACAUCUCCUGAUGCCCUCGCAUGUACUACUACACAUGCUCCAUAUGAUGUAACGAUCAGCGGGCAACACUUCAGGCUGUGGGAUACAGCAGGGUUAAACGAAGGCUCAGAAGGCACAGUGCCUGCGGUGACGGCUGAAAGGAACCUGACUGCGUUCCUCCGAGGUCUUAACCAGGAAGACGGUGUCCAUCUUCUUAUAUAUUGUGUGCGCGGAACGCGAGCAACGAAGGCUCUGCAGACUCACUACAAGAUAUUCUCGACAGUUAUCCGUGAUAGCAAAGUGCCCACGAUUAUUGUGGUGACGUGCCUGGAAGACUUCCGUCCUGUGAUGGCAGAGUGGUGGAAUGAGAACAAGGACGAGCUUGCGACAUAUGGAAUGCAAUUCUCUGGGUAUGCUUGCGUCACCACUCUAAAGGAUGAACCCACAGAGUCCCCGGAUAUUCACCAACGUCGUACACAGUCCUACAAUGAUGUCUGCAGAAGCAUCCUAGAUCAUUGUUCGCAGACUCCUCACAAAACGUGGGGCGCUGAUACUAUCAAAGAUCAGCGAAGCUUCCUCGCGAUUUUGCUGCAGAAGUUAGCUCGUUUUGUUGGAGGAGCCCACCGUGACCAGGAUGCCUCAAAAGCAUCUUUGUCGUAGCUACUAAUUCUUGUACAAACGAUUUCUUGAUAUCAAACUUCUAUCACUUACCCAAUUCUCUCGUACAUAGCAUCACGAAAUGCCUGCAUGACUCUCGGAUGGUA